Molecule: messenger RNA, 2100 nt
Organism: Daldinia caldariorum
Lineage: Eukaryota; Fungi; Ascomycota; Sordariomycetes; Xylariales; Hypoxylaceae
Exons: 2
Coding region: 1-2100 (699 amino acids)
Cellular component (GO): nucleus; mitochondrial outer membrane; cytosol
Molecular function (GO): protein binding
Source: RefSeq, a predicted model, not a curated record
AUGAGUCGGCUAGGGUCUUGGUUUCGGGGUUCUACUCCCGCCUCGAACCAAACAAGUCCUGCACCCUCUCUAUCAGAUCUUCGCGCUCGGGAGAUAGCUUCGCUCGAAGAUGCGCUAGAUGCCACCGCUUUGAUUAUGAACGAUGACAUCGACGGCGCUGAAGAGAGGCUACGAAAGGGUGAUUCGGCCUUCCACCUCCUCGGAAUGGGAGUUUGUGUUUUUAUGAGGAGUAUUCUUGGAUUCGAAAAAUCCAUUAUGGCUGAAACUGUUACUCGUCUCAACGAGUGUGAGGCCCGCGCCCUCAGUGAGAUGAAGAAGGCUCAAAAAGAAGCCGACGCUGCUGGCAAAGCCGAAGACAGGAUAUAUCCACCGGGAAGCGAGUACGCCUUGAUCAUCGCUUACGCCCAACUCAUGUCUGCCGUCGUCGCCGUUAUGAACGAGAGCUUGACGGAAGCCUUGAAAGGGUUUUACAGGCUGCGGAAAGCCUUCAUUACGCUUGAUAGUCUCGUGCAAGCGGAAACAGCCUAUUUAAAAAAAGAAGGCAUCCACUCAGAUUCUUCCAGCGAUACCGACACAGACCUCGAAUUUGUGGACGCUGACGAAGCUCACCCUGGAGCACAAACGCCUUUGGAUUACGGUGGUCAUCUUACUAAAGAUCUUAAUACAGCAGAGAAGAACUUAAGUCAACUAUCUUUAAACUCCAACGGCACUGCCAAACGAUCAUCUCCUAAACGUAGCUCAGAUGUAUUCACCAACUCGGUUGACAUUUUUGUUCAUAGCGGCGCCAACAUGGCAUACGGAGUCCUCUUGACCCUCCUUACUUUAGUCCCACCGGCAUUUUCUCGCCUACUAUCCAUCAUUGGUUUUAAGGGGGAUCGCGAGCGAGGCUUGCAGUUGUUAUGGCAAAGUUCCGGGUUUAAUAACGUCAACGGAGCUGUAGCAAGUCUCAUGCUGUUCUCGUAUUAUCACGGUCUUCUAAGCGCCGCUGACAUCCUUCCCUUCGAAAGCGACAAUGAAAAGAGUGCCACCGUGGGUUACCCAAAAGCGAGGUGUAUUGCACUACUCGCCCAGAUGCGGGCGAGAUACCCAGAUAGCGGGCUUUGGCGCUAUGAAGAAGGUCGAGUCCUAGCAAAUAGCAAGAACUUGAGGGGUGCUCUCGACGUUUUAAAAAGUAAUACGGAGUCGAAAAUGCGUCAGGUCACGGCGAUCAACAAUUUCGAGAUGGCACUGUGCUCCAUGUUCAUUCACGAUUAUUCCGAUAUGCGCGACAAUUUCCUCCGCUGCAUGGAGAUCAACGACUGGAGUCCUACUUUAUACUACUACAUAGCUGGAUGUGCAGAACUAGAGAAUUACCGAAACGCUUUUCAUAGUAAGGCGAAAGAGUCGGAAAUUCAGUUACAUAAAAAGAAGGCGGAUGAGCUCUUCAGAAAGGGGCCCACGCUAGCUGGCAAGAAGCGCUUCUUAGCCAAGCCGAUGCCGUUCGAGCAGUUCGUAGUUAGAAAGAUGCAGAAGUGGGAAGAGAGAUCUAAAGCAUUGGGAAUAGAUUUGGUGGAUGCUAUCGGGCCCAGCCCGUCGGAAGAGAUGACGUACCUUUGGAACGGAAUGAAGAAGAUGCAGCCUUCAGAGCUCGAGUUUUCCAACAGGGUUCUAUCUUGGGACAGGUUGACGGCACCAGCGGAGGCGCGGAAAAAGAUAGAGGCGGAAUUAGACGAGGAAGCAGUACGAAACGUCUGUCGAGCCGCCGUGGCGCGAUCACUGGGCAAUCUCGACGAGGCGCGGGAGUUGCUCGACAGCGUUUUGGCUAUGGAUAGACUCGCAUUUAAAGGUCCUACGAAAGAUGACUACGCGUUGCCCGCGGCUAAUUACGAGAUGGCCGUACUUGCAUGGGUCGAGGUACAGAAACCUGAUCUUCGUAGAGAUAAAGACAAGGGGGACGAGAAAGAGUGGCUACGGGAGAAGAUAGAGGAAUGCCAGGGCUGGCUUGAUAAAGUGGCUAACUGGGGAACAUUUAUACUAGACGCUCGGAUUGGCAUGCGCGUUCAGACCGGUCUGGAUACCAUAAGCUGGUACAAGAAGCAUCAUGAGUGGGCAAGCGCUUGA